Molecule: messenger RNA, 3430 nt
Organism: Temnothorax curvispinosus
Lineage: Eukaryota; Metazoa; Arthropoda; Insecta; Hymenoptera; Formicidae
Gene: Mcm10
Product: protein MCM10 homolog
Exons: 2
Coding region: 337-2547 (736 amino acids)
Biological process (GO): DNA replication initiation; DNA replication
Cellular component (GO): nucleus; replication fork protection complex
Molecular function (GO): single-stranded DNA binding; DNA replication origin binding
Source: RefSeq, a predicted model, not a curated record
UCUAUCGAAAGCUAUUGACGCUGCCGCGAUUCUCGAUAUAUCGAAGCGGCAGGAGCGGCGCCUGCGCGAAUGAAUUCCCGCGAUUUGUUGACCCCUCGCCGAGAAUUGUCGUCUGCUGGUCUGCUAAGAAUUGGCGGGCAACCGGGUCGGGCGUUGACGCUUCCGUCGUGUAAAUAAUUGUACAUAACAGCGUGUCGCGCACAAAAAUUGUUGAAUAAGCGAAAAUUGUUUCUCGAAGGCGUUUUACGCGCAAGCGAUUCUGUGAUGAAACGACAUUUUUGUUGAAUUGUUAAUAUCGUGCAAAAAGUACAAAAGUGACGUGUAAGAACUCAAAACAUGGAGCAUGAAGACAGUGAUUCUGAUUUAGACAUCCUGAAUAAUCUCAUAUCAAAUGACACCGAAGAGACUGAACAAUCUAAGCAGCUUGGAGAACCUAAAUCGCCUGAACAUGCCAAGCUAUCGGAACCGAGAAAGACUCUGACAGAAUUGCAGUUCAACUUCUUAGAUUCUACGCCUAGUAACGUAAAUACCGAGAGUAAACCAACCGAUGAAAAAGUCAUCAGUGAGGUUUAUGACGACAAGCUUGAUUCUUCUGACGAUGAAGACAGGCGUUAUUUUGAGGAGCAAAAGUAUACCAAUUAUGGACGGGAGAUAAAACAAUUGUUAAAAGAACAGUCUUCGUUGAAGACUGAGCAGCCUGUAAAAUUACAGAGUGAGAGGACUGUUAAUUUUAAUAAUAAGAAGAGCAAGACAUUUGAUUUCAAUAAUGCUAUCAAAGGUAAUAAUAAUAGUGCAGCAAAAGACGUUUACAGUGAUCCCUUCUUUGGAAUAAGAAUAAUUAGUCCCCUUAUAUCCUCUGCGGAAUUGAGAGAACGUAUGAAAGACAAGAUAGCUGUAACAGUAGCGAGAGUAAGGAGCCACAUUAUUUCUGACAAUGUACAUAACGACUGGGUAAUUGCCGGUGUAUUAAUCAACAAAUCAGCCACGAAAACCUCGCAGAAGGGAACUUCCUACUGCAUCUGGAAAAUAAGCGAUCUGUCCGACGACCUAAAGACUGUGUCUAUUUUUUUAUUCAGUAAUGCCUACAAACAAUUAUGGAAAACCAUUACUGGCAAUGUGAUAGGUAUUCUCAAUCCAAACGUGCUCGAGAGCAAGGACAACAUCGAUCAAGCGACGCUGUCGAUCGACAAUCCUCAGAAGCUAAUGAUUCUCGGCAAGUCCAAGGACAUGGGCAAAUGCAAGUCGAUCAAGAAGAACGGGGAUCCAUGCACCGCAAUCGUAAAUACAAGUCGAUGCGAGUACUGCAUCUAUCACGUUAAACAGGAAUACAAGAAGUGUGCGCGACGAGCAGACAUACUGUCGAGCAAUACCAGCUACGGAUUCACCGGAGACGCGAUAAAACGCAUGAAUAGGCAGACCGUUACGCGAAAACCUUACAGCGGAUUGGCGUCGUUCGUACCGGUACUGGCCAAGCGCAACGAAGAGCUGUACGAGAAAGACCGUGCGCGUUUGGAAUUAUUGUCUGAGACCACUUCGGAUGACAGUAUUAAAAAAGCAAGAAGUGAUUCAAACUCUGAGACGAACAAUGUGGAUAUUAAGAAGAAAGCGAUAGCUGUCGAGCUGACAAAUAAACAAUCGAGAAAAGAUUUCGAACGACUCAACAAACUAAGGAACUGGCAGCCCUCAAAGCAGUUAAUGGUACAAUCGACGCCUAAUGGGCCAAUUUUGUGUUCCAGUCCAGUGCAAUUGAAGGAAAGCAAUCCUACGCCAGUCAAACCUGGGAGCAAUCACACAGAUAAGAUCGGUUUGACUUCUCUAGCUUCACGCCCGCGACUAGGAACGGGAUGUAAUCGGGAUACAAUAGAUUUCUCUGAACCGAUCACCAAGCAACAGAUCCGCAGCGCCAAGAUGAACGCAAUCAAGUGGGUGCAAGAGCACGGAAAGAUCAAAGCGAAGAACCCUAAUCAGGUCCGCGCGAGCACGGAAGAGAAACUGGAGAAGAACGCGAAGCGUCAAAGGGAAAGUGACGAAAAGGAAGAGCGGAGCGCGAAAAAAGCGAACAUAAACGACAAAUUCAAAGAGAUGCUAGAAGCCAAGUCCUCGCACACGGACCUGAUCGAGAAGUCGUACGACGAAGAGAAGGAGAAGUACUUUAACAAGCUGGAGGCAAAGGAGAGAAUGGAGGAGAAGAUGAUGAACACUUUCAAAGUCAAUUGCAAAGCUGUAAAGUGUGCAAUAUGCAAGUACACGGCAUUCUCAGCGUCGGACAUGUGCAAGGAGCAAAGACAUCCGUUGCGCGUGAUCGACGCUGUUAAGAGAUUCUUCAAGUGUGCUGAUUGUGGCAACCGGACUGUCAGCCUGAACCGUAUGCCGUCGCACACCUGUGGCAAGUGCAGCAGCUCGAAUUGGGUCAGGGCGGCAAUGAUGGACGAGAGGAAGACUGCUAUCGCCGCAGAGACCCUGUCCAUACGCGGCGCCGAGGAGAAGUUCGUGGGUUCGGUGCUGAAAGAUGCCAAUCUCAACCUUCUCGUUCCGGAUGAAGAUUAAUAUGUCAAUCUGAUUGCUCACAAUAUAUUUUGGAAAUGAGUAUUAUAAAUAUUUAUGGAAGAUAGAAAUGAAAAGAUUUGAUAAGAAUACAAAUUGGUUGUAACCAAUAACAUGUGUCUUGUAUGCAGUAUGAAAUAUUUUUGUAUAUAAAAUAAACGUAGGUAAUAUGUGCUGAAAUGUGCUAUGAUACUGUUAUCCGUAUAUCAAUUUAAUAAGUAUUAUUUUUAAUAUGUGAUAAAGUUAGAAAUUCAAGGAUUAGUAGAACUUGCCGUCUAAAUUAAUUUCUGAACUCUUAAUCAUCGACUAAAAUAAAGAGACGUGAAUUUUACUAACCGUGACUGAUACUUACUCCUAUAUUUUACCUAUAUCUUAGAAUCUACAAAUGCAGAACAUUUGAUAUCUUUUUGUUUAUUGUCAGUAUUAUCAGUUUUCUUUUCUUCUUUUUUUUUUCAUCUUAUGAAAUGUACAAAUAUAAGGAAAUCCUAAGAGUGUACCUCUUGCACAUUUCCGAAAUGAAAUACAUCGAAUUCCCUCCGUCCGAAAUGUACACAGCGAGCAGAAACGUUUUGAUACAGCCAGGUACAACAAUCGUAUAAAAAACACUAUGUCGUCUCGACUACGUUCUUCGCUAAAUUACGUUCGUUUGAGAUUUACGUUUAGGCUGAGGUGAGUCAUCACGGUCUUCCUGUUUGAUAGAACCUUUUUGUACCUUUCUCUCUCGUAACGAGAAAGCACUCUUCCUUCCUUUCUUAUAAGCGGGAUAUGAACUGUCUAAAUAAAGGUGGACAUCAAUAAGUUUCUAAAUAUGAAGAACUGUGAUUGGGGUCCGGAAGCAUUGCGUUGACACAAAUCACCAUAAGUCGCGCACAAAUGCCCGUUAUUU